AUGAUCAAGCGAAGCCAAGACAAAGAAAGCUGCCAUGCUGCCAACAAGGUAACCCUGCCAAGACCGGCUGCUCCACCGAAAGCGGUCGUUACGCCCAAUUCUACACCAGCAACCACAAAUAAAAGUGUUGUGGCACCAGGAACGCAGAGCAUAAGUUUCAAGAGCCUCAUGCCUGAUGAUAGCGCGAGUUCUAUGUGCAGUUCAGCACUGGAGGAAGCACAACAAGAGCUUAGAUACAGUCAAUGGAAGAUGUGGGAGAACAACAGUAAACGAGAUCGUUCCAAGCUUUUGAAGGACAAGAAGCCUGAUCGUUUAGUGGAAAGGCACAUGGUUCUGCAAACUGCUUCGACGAAUAUCAUAUCAGGAACCUCUCGUAGCAAGACAAUUUUAGCGCUUCUCCGUCCUGGGCACAACAAAUCAGCCUCCUCUUCUCCACAAAAGAAGCAGAAAUGGACUUUAAAGAACGCAUUUCAAAGCAUCUUUCGAAGAAGGGAAAAGAAGCACAGCGUUGGAGAAUGUGAAAAGGAUGAACUGGAGCACACAGAGUCAACCAUCAUGACAGAGCACGAGGAGUCUCUUUGA
This is a messenger RNA of Seminavis robusta, 582 nucleotides long. NCBI's taxonomy places the organism in Eukaryota, Bacillariophyta, Bacillariophyceae, Naviculales, Naviculaceae. The record is from the annotation of a GenBank genome assembly.